Messenger RNA from Nelumbo nucifera (sacred lotus), 2219 nucleotides. RefSeq names its product AZA-guanine resistant1 (gene AZG1). Gene Ontology annotation, molecular function: purine nucleobase transmembrane transporter activity. Gene Ontology annotation, cellular component: plasma membrane. NCBI's taxonomy places the organism in Eukaryota, Viridiplantae, Streptophyta, Magnoliopsida, Proteales, Nelumbonaceae. Gene Ontology annotation, biological process: guanine transport; adenine transport; transmembrane transport. The record is from RefSeq and is a predicted model, not a curated record.
ACUUAAUUCUGUACUGUAGAUAAAAAGACUUCUGCCUUGUUGGAAAAUAUCAUUCUUUACGGAAUCCAACUCUCUCCAGAUUACAAAUUACACGGUGCUCAGAAUUUCCUGCUAAUUUACGUCUCUCUCUCUCUCUCUCCCUCUCCCUCCCUCCCUCUCUCUCUCUCUCUCUCUCUCUCUCGUUCAUUCCAUCUUCCAAAUAACAAAAUCUUCCGCAUAACACACACUCUCUCGAGUCUCGAGUCUCGGUCACAUACUCAAGCGAAGGAAAAUCCGCCCAACACCCUCGUCCUCUCAUGGAGUCCGCGACACCAUCCACAAAGCCCCCUCUCUCUGCUCUGUUUAACUCUUUUGUCGCCAACAGUCGACUAGGUAAACGCUUCAAACUUAGUGAGCGAAGCUCAACGUUCACAACAGAGCUACGUGCUGGCACCGCCACCUUCCUGACCAUGGCGUACAUCCUAGCCGUCAACGCCAGCAUCCUUGCCGACUCCGGCGGCACCUGUUCCGUAGCCGAUUGCAUACCUUUAUGCAACGUCCCGUCAAUCUCACCUUCCAACUGCUCUGGCACCUCUCCUGACGGCGUCAGCCUCAGACUUGUCCAGCCGGACGAGUCCUGUAAGUUCAGCCCGGUCAACCCGGGCUACUCAGCCUGUCUCGACAAGAUCCGUAGGGACCUCAUCGUCGCUACCGUCGCUUCAUCUCUCAUCGGCUGCGUAAUCAUGGGUGCCUUCGCCAACCUUCCCUUGGCGUUGGCCCCCGGAAUGGGCGCUAACGCUUAUUUCGCUUAUACGGUCGUAGGGUACCACGGCUCUGGUAACGUUCCCUACGAGAGUGCUUUAGCGGCAGUUUUCAUCGAAGGCUUGAUUUUUCUCCUAAUCUCGGCAAUUGGAUUGCGAGCCAAACUCGCCAAGCUCGUCCCCAAACCUGUGCGAAUUUCAACGUCGGCCGGAAUCGGUCUAUUUCUUGCCUUCAUCGGGCUACAGAACAAUCAGGGUAUCGGACUGGUCGGUUACAGCUCGUCUACGCUAGUGACGCUGGCUGCAUGCCCGAGAACGUCACGAGCGGCACUCGCCCCCGUCAUAACGGCAGUGAACGGCACCGUUAGCCUUCUACCGGGUGGAGCCAUAUCAGGCGAUAUUUUGUGCUUGCAUAACCGUAUGGAAAGCCCAACUUUAUGGCUGGGGAUUGUUGGUUUCGUCAUAAUUUCUUAUUGUCUGGUGAAAAAUAUUAAGGGGGCGAUGAUAUACGGUAUAGUAUUCGUGACGGCCGUGUCGUGGUUCCGUAACACGAGCGUAACGGCGUUUCCCGAUACGGAGUCGGGUAACUCGGCAUACGAGUAUUUUAGGAAGGUAGUUGACGUGCACGUCAUCAAAAGUACGGUCGGCGCGUUGAGUUUCAAGGGAAUAGGAAAAGGGUAUUUUUGGGAGGCUCUGGUUACCUUUCUAUACGUGGAUAUACUCGACACUACGGGGACACUGUACUCGAUGGCCCGAUUUGCGGGAUUCACGGAUGCCAACGGUGAUUUCGAGGGGCAGUACUUUGCCUUCAUGUCGGAUGCUGCAUCCAUCGUGGUGGGGUCGUUGCUGGGAACCUCGCCGGUAACGGUGUUCAUCGAAUCGUCGACGGGAAUCCGGGAAGGUGGGAGGACGGGUUUAACGUCACUCACGGUGGCGGGGUAUUUCUUCCUGGCCCUCUUCUUUACGCCGUUGCUGGCGUCAAUUCCGGCGUGGGCAGUGGGACCGCCACUGAUCUUGGUGGGAGUAUUGAUGAUGAGAUCGGUGGUAGAGAUAGAGUGGAAUGACAUGAAGCAAGCCAUCCCCGCAUUCGUAACUUUGAUAUUGACGCCACUAACUUACUCUGUAGCUUACGGAUUGAUAGGUGGCAUUGGGACGUACAUUGUCUUGAAUCUUUGGGAUUGGGGAAAGGAGUUCCUGGAUCAUAAAUUUGGUAAAAGCAAGCUCAUCAAGACGAACGACAUGAGCGUGGCUACUUCUGGCUCAGGUGCAGGUAUAAACGGUCUAUCUUCUUCCAUGGCUAAUGGGUGUGGGGACAGAAAAGCAUUGGAAGUCUAAUCCUUCAAAGCUAGAGGGAGGGAGAUGUAAGCUGUGGUUGGAAUUGGAUCACCUCACGCACCCUCCUGGCUAUUAGAUUCGGUCGUCAUUGUAUAUUGCUUUUGAUAGUCUGAGACUCUGAGCUCUGAAGUAAGUUUUUGUUUU